AUGGAUGUGCCAGCUUUUCUUCAGCCUUUCCAUACAAGGAAUUAUUCGACAACCUUGAAAAGUGUGAACGAAAGGUUUUUAAAUCCAAAGGACAAGAUUUGUCAAGAUUCCAACGAUUAUGUUAACACAUCGAAUUCACGUGGGUGGCAAGAAUUUCUUAAGAAUGACUAUAAUAAGGAGAACUGUGGCGCUGCUAGUAAUUUAUAUAGCCGCACACCUCAAAGAGUACAUUAUAAGAAAGUACGACAACCUUUGGAACUUUACGAAGAGAACAGUCAGGACAGCGGUCAUCCAUCGAGCCCUAUCAACGAAAAGGAGAACAAGCGGCGCGAAAUUUACGUCGAGAACUGCGCGAUGUUGAGGAAUGUACCUAUGGAAUAUUCAAUGUGUUCAUUUGCUUCCGCACCUUCUCCAAUACGUAGUCAAUACAAGACCACGAGCUCAAAGACCCUCUUGCGUAGCUUGUCAUCAGGAUACGAUAGUAUGGAUGAUGGGAUCGUGAACGAGCUUAACGACAUGGAGACCAUGGACGAGGAAACGCAGCUACCGAGCGGCAUCGCGAAGCUACUAUCCGGCGACAUAGUUGCACCCGAGGCAUCGACUGAUUACGAUGUCUCGACGACCCCUGAUUUCUCCAGGACUAUGUCAUCUAAAGUCAAAAAGUGGUUGUCGGUACAGAGCGGUAUAUACAAACGGAAUAUCAAGACAAUGUCGCCUCCGCUAGUGAGGUCGCCGCUAAUAAGAUCACCGUUACUUGCGGGGACGCCAUCGAUGAUAAAGACAUCGUCGAUGACGAGGUCAUCACCGUUGGAAAAGAUGCCGCCUUUAUCAAAAAUCCGCACUUGUCUAUUUCGCUCGCCGACGGCAAGCUGCUCGAAAAGGACAAUGAUGAGAACAUACAGCUACGACGAGGCCACAGCGCCUUACUAUAGAUUACAAAUGGAAAUCUCACCACAUUCCGCCAGGUCUUAUAAACGGCCGUCGGAAGAUCUACUAGAGGACGAAGCGUCGAUAUUAAAAAGAUCGCGCAAGUCCAACAAUUUGAGUCUCGACACAACACCCGUAUCGGCGAAACGUUCAAGUACCACGACGCACUCACGCUCUCUGCAGAGAAGUCUAUCAGAAAGAACGGGCCUAACCGAAACACAUACAAAUAUCAAGUGGGCGAUCCAUCGCAGCAUCACUGAUUCCGAUCUCAUCGGUGACUUCAGUAAACCGUGUAUACUGCCGCUCACGAGUGGCAUCCAUGGGGAUCUAAAAACAAUCACAUCCGACACAUUGGCAGCGCUCUUACGUGGCGAAUUUGCCGAUCGUGUUAGUUCUUAUACAAUCAUUGAUUGCCGAUAUCCGUAUGAGUAUGAGGCAGGUCACAUCGCAGGAGCAAUGAAUGUCUACAAUAUGGAUCUCAUCCAGCAGGUCAUGCUCGAUCAUCUGAUCAACACCGUUCCGAAAAUCCAACUCGAUACCGAUAAACGCAACAUAAUCGUAUUCCAUUGCGAGUUCUCGUGGGAGCGCGGGCCGAAUCUCUCGAGAUUUUUACGCAAAUUGGAUCGCGCGUGUAACAAAGAAUACUAUCCGGCACUGUACUAUCCGGAGAUGUAUCUCUUGCUAGGGGGUUACGAGAAAUUUUACAGUGAACAGAAAGAGUUUUGCUCGCCGCAGGAUUACAAACCGAUGAAGCAUCCCAAUCAUGAGGAGGAAUGCCGAUUCUUUCGUAGAAAAUGCAAGAGCUGGCAAGCGGAGAAGACCAAAGGAAUCAACCAAGCAGUGCGAACAAAUCUCGAGCGUUUUGCCUUUUAAACGGAUGUUCGUCUUUCUUUAUUUGCAUUUAAUCUAAUUUUUAAGGCUCAGUCUAUAC
Atta colombica is the source of this 1858-nucleotide messenger RNA. RefSeq names its product M-phase inducer phosphatase-like. Gene Ontology annotation, cellular component: nucleus; cytoplasm. Bases 1 to 1800 code for a protein of 599 amino acids. The record is from RefSeq and is a predicted model, not a curated record. Gene Ontology annotation, biological process: positive regulation of G2/M transition of mitotic cell cycle; positive regulation of G2/MI transition of meiotic cell cycle; G2/M transition of mitotic cell cycle. Gene Ontology annotation, molecular function: protein tyrosine phosphatase activity. Lineage: Eukaryota; Metazoa; Arthropoda; Insecta; Hymenoptera; Formicidae. The transcript is spliced from 3 exons.